This is a messenger RNA of Panthera uncia (snow leopard), 4010 nucleotides long. It is a transcript of the gene LHCGR, whose product is annotated as luteinizing hormone/choriogonadotropin receptor. The record is from RefSeq and is a predicted model, not a curated record. Gene Ontology annotation, molecular function: luteinizing hormone receptor activity. The coding region runs from base 1 to 2103 and encodes 700 amino acids. Gene Ontology annotation, cellular component: membrane. The transcript is spliced from 11 exons. Gene Ontology annotation, biological process: ovulation cycle process; ovarian follicle development; luteinizing hormone signaling pathway. NCBI's taxonomy places the organism in Eukaryota, Metazoa, Chordata, Mammalia, Carnivora, Felidae.
AUGGGGCGGCGGUUCCACGCGCUGCGGCCGCUGCUGGCGCCGCUGUUGCUGCCGCUGCUGCUGCCGCCGCGGGCGCUUCCCCGGGCGCACUGCCCCGAGCCCUGCAGCUGCCCGCCCGACGGCGCCCUGCGCUGCCCCGGCCCACGGGCCGGCCUCACCCUACUAUCACUCACCUAUCUCCCUAUCAAACUAAUCCCAUCUCAAGCUUUCAGAGGACUUAAUGAGGUGGUAAAAAUUGAAAUCUCUCAGAGUGAUUCUCUGGAAAAGAUAGAAGCUAAUGCCUUUGACAACCUCCUCAAUUUGUCUGAAAUACUGAUCCAGAACACCAAAAACCUGGUGUACAUCGAGCCUGGAGCAUUUAGAAAUCUGCCCCGGUUAAAAUACCUGAGCAUCUGUAACACAGGCAUCCAAGAGCUUCCAGAUGUUACGAAGAUCUUCUCCUCCGAAUUUAAUUUCAUUCUGGAAAUUUGUGAUAACUUACACAUAACCACCAUACCAGGAAAUGCUUUUCAAGGGAUGAAUAACGAAUCCAUAACACUCAAACUAUAUGGAAAUGGGUUUGAAGAAAUACAAAGUCAUGCCUUCAACGGGACGACGCUGAUUUCCCUGGAGCUCAAGGAAAACACACACCUGGAGAAGAUGCACAAUGGAGCCUUCUGGGGGGCCACGGGGCCUAGCAUCUUGGAUAUUUCAUCCACCAAAUUGCAAGCCCUGCCUAGCUAUGGGCUGGAGUCCAUCCAUACACUCAUUGCCACAUCAUCCUAUUCUCUAAAAAAACUGCCAUCAAGGGAAAAAUUCACCAACCUCCUGGAUGCCACACUGACUUACCCCAGCCACUGCUGUGCUUUUAGAAACUUGCCAACAAAAGAGCAGAAUUUUUCAUUUUCCAUUUUUGAAAACUUUUCCAAACAAUGUGAAAGCACAGCAAGGAGACCAAAUAAUGAAACACUUUAUUCUGCCAUCUUUGCUGAGAGUGAACUGAGUGCCUGGGAUUAUGACUAUGGUUUCUGCUCACCCAAGACACUCCGAUGUGCUCCUGAACCAGAUGCUUUUAAUCCCUGUGAAGAUAUUAUGGGCUAUGACUUCCUUAGGGUCCUGAUUUGGCUUAUUAAUAUCCUAGCCAUCAUGGGAAAUGUGACUGUCCUCUUUGUUCUCCUGACUAGUCGUUAUAAACUGACAGUGCCCCGUUUUCUCAUGUGCAAUCUCUCCUUUGCAGACUUUUGCAUGGGGCUCUAUCUGCUGCUCAUUGCCUCAGUUGAUUCCCAAACCAAAGGACAAUAUUAUAACCAUGCCAUAGAUUGGCAGACAGGGAAUGGGUGUAGUGCAGCUGGCUUUUUCACUGUAUUUUCAAGUGAGCUUUCUGUCUACACACUCACAGUUAUCACACUAGAAAGAUGGCACACUAUAACGUAUGCUAUUCAGCUGGACCAAAAGCUGCGUUUAAGACAUGCCAUUCCAAUUAUGCUUGCAGGAUGGCUCUUUUCUACUCUAGUUGCCAUGUUGCCCCUUGUGGGUGUCAGCAAUUAUAUGAAGGUCAGCAUUUGCCUCCCCAUGGAUGUGGAAACCACUCUCUCACAAGUCUACAUAUUAACCAUCCUGAUACUCAAUGUGGUGGCCUUCAUCAUCAUUUGUGCUUGCUACAUUAAAAUUUAUUUUGCAGUUCAAAAUCCAGAGCUGAUGGCUACCAACAAAGAUAAAAAAAUUGCUAAGAAAAUGGCGGUCCUCAUCUUCACUGAUUUCACCUGCAUGGCACCUAUCUCUUUUUUUGCCAUCUCAGCUGCCUUCAAAGUGCCCCUUAUCACAGUAACCAAUUCUAAAGUUUUACUGGUUCUUUUUUAUCCUGUCAAUUCUUGUGCCAAUCCAUUUCUGUAUGCGAUUUUCACAAAGGCAUUCCAAAGGGAUUUCUUUCUGUUGCUGAGCAAAUUUGGCUGCUGUAAACAUCGGGCUGAACUUUAUAGAAGGAAGGAUUUUUUGGCUUAUACCUCUAACUGCAAAAAUGGCUUCACUGGAUCAAAUAAGCCUUCUCAGUCCACCCUGAAGUUGUCUACAUUGCACUGUCAAUAUACAGCUAUCCCAGACAAAACUUGCUAUAAAGAAUGUUAACUGUUUUAUCAGUAACCACAUUAUUGAGUAGUGCUUAAACAUGUAAAAAAUAAUCUGUACCAGUAAUUUUAACAUAAAGAGUUGGUGUUAGGAAACUAUUUAUUCUCAAGCACAUUGAGCAAAAACAAGAUAUCUACCUAGCUCAAAGUGUUGUCCAUGACCAUUGCCAAUCUAAAAACUACUUGUCAUUGGUACAUGAUGACACAAAAUACAAAAACUGAAAGUGUGUAGAAACAUUUCUAGCAAUUUUGACAGAGUAAUUUAAUGUCUGUUGAAUCUAGUGCUUUUGAAUGAGGUGGUAUUUUACAUCUCUUUGCUUCUUUCUCAUUUCACCUUUGUAGUAAUUUUUACUGCAAUUUAUUAGUCCAUUACAGAUUUGAAAUUUAAAAUAACUGGUUCUUUUCCUCAGAUAGUUUGAAAAACACACUGCAGAGAUGCACUGUCCAAUCUGGUAGCCACUAGCCAUAUGCAGCUAAAUUAAAAUUAAAAUGUAAUUUCUCCCAUAGAAUUUCUAGAAGAAACUAUAGGCUGUAAUUUCUUUGACAUCGCCCUUAGCAAUACUUUUCCAGAUAGUAUCCUCAGGCAAGGAAAGCAAAAGUAAAAAUAUAUGCAAAUGAUAUAUCUGAUAAGGCAUCAAUAUCCAAAUAUAUAUAUAUAAAGAAGUCAACAUCAAAAAAAUCAAAUAAUCUGAUUUUAAAAUGGGCAGAGAACCUGAAUACACAUUUUUCCAAAGAAGAUAAAACAGAUGGCCAACAGACACAUGAAUAAAUGUUCAACAUCACGAAUCAUAAGGGAAAUGCAAAUUAAAACCACAGUGGGAUACCACCUUACACAUGUGAGAAUGACUACAUUCAAAAAGACAAGACAUAACAAGUGUUGGCGAGGAUGUGGAGAAAAGGGAAAACUUGUCCACUGUUGGUAGGAAGGUAAAUUGGUGCAACCACUGUGUAAAACGGUAUGGGGCUCCUCAAAAAAUUCAAAUAGAAAUCCCAUCCAACCCAAUAAUUCAACUUCUAGGUAUUUAUCAAAAAAAAAAAACCACACUAAUUUGAAAAGAUAUAUGACCCCUUUGUUUAUUGAAGCAUUAUUUACAAUAACCAAGCUAUAGAACCAACCCAAGCAUCCACAGACCGAUGAAUGGAUAAAAAAGAUUUGGAAAAUACACACACACAGUGAAAUACUACUCAACCAUAAAAAAGAAUGAAGUUUUGUCAUCCAUGAAUGGAUGGACCUAGACAUGGACCAAAAAGGUACUAUGCUAAGUGAAAUAAGUCAGACAGAGAAAAGAAAUACUAUAUGACUUCACUUACGUGUGGACUCUAAAAAUCAAAACAAACUGAAGAAACUUCCUCAUAAAUACAAAGAACAAAUUGGUUGUUGCCAGAGGGGAGAAGGGUGGCAAAAUAAGCAAAAUAGGUGAAGAGGAUAAAAUGGUACAUAUUUCCAGUUAUAAAAUAAAUAGGUCACAGGCAUAGAAAAGUACAGCAUAGAGGAUAGAGUCGAUAAUAUUGUAAUAACUUUGUAUGAUGAUAGAUGGUAACUACACUUACCUGGUAAGCAUUUUGUAAUUUAUAUAACUGUGAAAUCACUAUGAUUUACACCUGAAACUAAUAUAAUGUUAUAGGGUCAACUUUACUUCAAUUAAAAAUUUUUUAAAAGUGUUUAAAAACUUUGUGUGAUACUAUAAUGGUGGAUACAGGUCAUUAUACAUUUAUCCAAAUCCAUAGAAUGAAUGGCAGGAGUGAACUCUUAUGUAAAUUAUGGACUCCGAUGAGUCAAAAGAGGUUCACCAAUUGUAGGGUAUGUGCCACCCUUGUAGAGGAUAUUGGUAACGGGGGAGGCCAUGUGUUGUGUGGCAGGGGGAGUGGGUAUAUGGGAAAUCUAUGUACCUUCCACCCAAUCUUGCU